CCUGUGUGAUCUGUUGGCGUUCAGAGUGACUGACUGGAGACAUGCCUCCGCGGGGAUUCCUGCUACAGAGUCGAGGCUGUAAAAUGAUUGUCCUCCUUAGUGUCUAGCAGAGUUCGAGAGGCAAAUACAAGGAGGAGUGAGAGUGAAAAUCAGGAGAGGUCAGAGACUAGUCUAGUGUGAGUGUGUUUUUUCUUUCCCACUGUGCUUUUGCGUGAGGUUUUCCUGUGAUUGUUGAGAGGCAGCCCUUCGAGGGAUCCUGCUCUUGGCGUAAACAUGUCAGUCUGCUGCACUGUAGCUGUGGCCACAGCUAAAGCUGGGGCUUAGAAUGACUGGCUGUUUGGAGCUCCAGUUUGAGCAGCUAACCAGGGAGCUGGAAGUUGAAAGGCAGAUUGUGGCCAGUCAGCUGGAACGAUGCAGACUUGGAACCGAGUCACCAGGCGCUGGUAGCAGCAGCUCGUCUGAGAAGUCUCUACCUUGGAGAACUGCAGAUGCCUCCGCCUCAGGGGACGCCAAGUCUCGGGUGACUGACAGCUCCCAGUUGCCCAGCUACCACAUCAGGACUGCGUCAGAACAGGUGUCGAUGUACACCCCGGAGCAGUCCUCCCUCCAUGAAAGUGAGGAGUCCACAGGGAAUUCACGUAGCUCAACUCAGAUGAACUCGUACUCGGAUAGCGGCUACCAGGAUGCCAGCAGCCAGAACCUAGGUGGCAAGGCUGACCUGAGGAUGCAGCACUCCUUCCCUGGCACCGGCACUGGCACCCUGAUGAGGAAUACCAGGGCUGAGGGCCAGGCUUCAACCCAGGUUUUGACAGUCACGACAGCAGUGCCUGGCCGGGCUAUGAGAAGGGUAAGCUCAGUGCCUUCUCGCUCCCACUCGCCAGCCUAUGCCAGCAGUAUGUCCCCCUCCCGUGGCUCCCUGCGUACCUCAGCUGGUAGUGCCUACGGCUCACCCAUUGUAACCGAACCCAAACCCCUCUCCAGCAUCUUCUCUACAACCUUGCCCUCUGCACAGCGCAUCAGUACCGGCAGCGGCUCACCCUACUCAACCCAGAGAAACUCCCCUGCUGCUUUGCGGCGCGUGGUCUCAACGAACUCACGGUCAGGCAGCGCCAGCCGCACAACCUCGCCCUAUCAAGCCUCUGCAGGGUCAUCAUCGGGCCGCAUGGGCUCGCCUUUGACAAUGGUAGACAACAUCAGCCCUCCACUGACCAAACAGCCUGCUCACUCAUCGUCUCCAGUCAGGACGAGUAUGACUGCUGUGCCCCAACACUACAGCUCCACUCUGCCCCGCUCCGUGCUCCACAACACAGACCCCUAUGGACCCCAGAGUUACGACAUUUAUGAGAGGAUGGCGCGACCUGACAGCCUCACAGAUGCCCUGGUUGACGAUGACGUUCAAGGAAUACGGAGCUCAUAUGCCAGUCAACACAGCCAGCUGGGCCAGGACUUAAGGUCAGCCAUGUCCCCAGAUCGCCACAUUGCACCAAUCUAUGAGGAGCGGACGUUCCAGGGUGCGUUGUACCGCAGCCCCAGCCACACCCAGCAGGGUACCCUCUACAGGAGCACCUCGGGUGUGGGGAGUCUCCAGCGGACAUCAAGCCAGCGUAGCACCAUGACCUACCAAAGAAACAACUAUGUUCUUAGCACAGCAGCCACCUAUGCUGAUCCGUAUCGCUCUGCCCAGUACCAGCCCUCUGAUCCCAGCUAUCCUCACCAGGCUAUUGUCAUGGCUGACGGUGCGCCCCGCUCCCCCUCCAUAGACAGUAUUCAGAAGGAUCCCAGGGAGUUUGCGUGGCGUGACCCAGAGCUAACGGAGGUGAUUCACAUGCUGCAGCACCACUUCCCCUCAGUGCAGGCCAAUGCGGCCGCCUACCUGCAGCACCUGUGCUUUGGCGAUAAUCGAAUCAAGGCUGAGGUGUGUCGACUGGGCGGAAUCAAACACCUGGUGGACCUACUAGACCACAAGGUCCUUGAGGUACAGAGGAAUUCGUGUGGGGCUCUGAGGAACCUUGUUUUUGGCAAAGCAUCAGAUGACAAUAAGAUUUCUGUGAGGAACGCUGGAGGCAUCCCGGCUCUGCUCCGGCUGCUGAGAAAGACUGUAGAUGCAGAAGUACGGGAGCUCGUCACAGGUGUGCUGUGGAACCUGUCGUCGUGCGAUGCCGUCAAGAUGACAAUCAUUCGGGACGCCUUAACGACUCUGACCAACACUGUGAUCAUCCCUCACUCUGGAUGGAGCAGCUCCACCUUCGAUGACGACCACAAGCUGAAGUUUCACUCCUCCUUGGUGCUGAGGAACACCACAGGCUGUCUGAGGAACCUGAGUUCAGCUGGUGAGGAUGCCAGAAAACAGAUGCGCACUUGUGAGGGCCUGGUUGACUCCCUGCUGUACGUCAUCAAAGCCUGUGUAAACACCUCUGACUUUGACAGCAAGAUUGUGGAGAACUGUGUUUGCACUCUAAGGAACCUGUCGUAUCGUCUGGAACUGGAGAUGCCACCAUCCCGGCUGACUGGGGGACAGGAGGUGGAUGGCUUACUGGGCAGCGAGUCGCCCAGUAAACAGGUGGAGUCCAGCUGCUGGGCAAGGAAGAAAAAGAAGAAAAAAAAGAGCUUGCAGGAAGACAUAUGGGACGGUGUGGGACCCAUCCCUGGCUUCUCCAAGUCUCCCAAGGGGGCAGAGAUGCUGUGGCACCCUGCCGUGGUUAAGCCUUACUUGACACUGCUGGCUGAGAGCUCAAAUCCUGCAACAUUGGAGGGCGCCGCUGGGUCCCUUCAGAACCUCUCAGCUGGAAACUGGAAGUUUGCAGCAUAUAUCCGUGCAGCAGUGCGGAAGGAGAAAGGACUGCCCAUCCUAGUGGAGCUACUGCGAAUGGAUAAUGACAGGGUGGUGUGUUCAGUUGCCACUGCUCUGAGAAACAUGGCGCUGGAUGUCAGGAACAAGGAGCUCAUAGGGAAGUAUGCGAUGAGGGACCUGGUCAACCGUCUUCCUGGGGGAAACACCACCUUGCUGUCAGAUGAGACCGUGGCAGCCAUCUGUUGCACCCUGCACGAGGUCACCAGCAAAAACAUGGAGAACGCGAAGGCCUUGGCCGACACAGGUGGCAUCGAGAAGCUGGUCAACAUCACCAAGGGCAGAGGAGACAGGUACUCUAUGAAGGUGGUUAAGGCAGCUGCUCAGGUGCUGAACACACUGUGGCAGUACCGGGAUCUGCGUACCAUCUAUAAAAAAGAUGGAUGGAACCAAAACCAUUUCCUCACUCCUGUGUCAACACUUGAACGCGACAGGUUCAAGUCUCAACCCACCCUUCCCACCAGCAUCAUUCAAAUGUCCCCAGUCAACCACCCUGCUGCCAGUGCCACAUCAUCUCCUGCGAUACUGGGCAUCAAAGAGCAUAGAGACAAUAGCAGAGAUUAUCCAAGAGCACAGUCAACUAUGCAAUUUUAUAAUUACCAAGGGGACAGCAGUGUGCAUAAAAAACAGUAUACAGGGUCUGGAAAGACGACUUCAUAUUACUACUCACCUACAAGAGAGGAGCCCAGAAGAACACAGCCCAUGUAUUAUACAGAGGAGCCGGGCAGGAGGAACUAUGAUACAUACAGGAUGUACCUGCAGCGUCCUCACGGGUACGAUGACCCCUACCUGGAGGAGGUCAUCACCUACCCACCUACUGUUGACUACAACUCCCAGCCUCAUGGACUGAAAUCCACCACCAAUUACGUGGACUUUUACGCUAGCACACGGAGGCCUUCCUACAGGGCAGAGCAGUAUCCCGGCUCUCCUGACUCUUGGGUAUAGGUCUGCACAAAUACCUGUGUUACGAUCAAGAACCUCUUUGAUCCCUGGUUCUCAUUUCACGGUGUGAGAGAGGGCAUAGCCGCCCCGCAGCAGACGAGAAGAGCACACAAGAACUAAUCGUCUUUACCUUGAACUUGGCUUUAUAAGCGUGUUUGUUUUAAAGUGAAUGUGUGUAUGGAGGGAGAAGUGAGAUGGCAGAUGGAAACCUGGGAUGUGUGCCAAAGAAGGAAGCUGAGGAAUGUCUUUUUAAAUUAUUUUUUUAUUUAGUAGAAGAAGAUGGAAUCAUGCUGUUGAAGAACAAAACUGGACACUACCGUAAGAAGACGUGCGCCCUGCUCUGUCUAGAUGUUAAUUUUUUUAUGAGCUUAGCUGUGAUAGCAUGGUGAAAGGUGUGAGCGAGGUGUGAGUCAUGUGAGCGAAGGUCCACGGUACGAGUCAAGAUGGGGAAUCUGUAGGUGCUGAAGCCAAAAUGGAUCAUGAACUCAUAUCUGUAAAAAAAAAAGAAAACAAAAAUAGAAACUAGAAAACUUACGUUAGAUUAUACAGAGGGAUCAAAUUGUAUCUGUAUGUACUGUUGAAGUUGUGUAAUGCCAUGGAGUCUUGUACAUUUCUUUAAUUUUAUUGUACAUACAGAAGAAAACAUGUUACCUGGUUUACACUCAUUAGCACUGGUUAAAAAAGUAAACUUGUGCCAUGUUAAAUCUUAGAUAUAUAAAUAUAUGAAGAAAUAUGUGGACAAAGGUGGCAACAUAACACAAACAUGUUAAAUAAUAAAAGGUCAGUUUU
Messenger RNA from Monopterus albus (swamp eel), 4579 nucleotides. It is a transcript of the gene pkp4, whose product is annotated as plakophilin 4. The coding region runs from base 326 to 3793 and encodes 1155 amino acids. NCBI's taxonomy places the organism in Eukaryota, Metazoa, Chordata, Actinopteri, Synbranchiformes, Synbranchidae. Gene Ontology annotation, molecular function: protein binding. Gene Ontology annotation, cellular component: plasma membrane; cytoplasm; adherens junction. Gene Ontology annotation, biological process: cell-cell adhesion. The record is from RefSeq and is a predicted model, not a curated record. The transcript has 22 exons.